Molecule: messenger RNA, 1684 nt
Organism: Morone saxatilis (striped sea-bass)
Lineage: Eukaryota; Metazoa; Chordata; Actinopteri; Moronidae
Gene: f10
Product: coagulation factor X
Exons: 8
Coding region: 84-1460 (458 amino acids)
Biological process (GO): proteolysis; blood coagulation
Cellular component (GO): extracellular region
Molecular function (GO): calcium ion binding; serine-type endopeptidase activity
Source: RefSeq, a predicted model, not a curated record
UCUUGGAUGGCAAGGUGGCCAGUCAGGUGCUGACGCGGCGGAGACGAGCUAACAGCUUUUUUGAGGAGGUUAAACAAGGCAACAUGGAGAGGGAGUGUGUGGAGGAGCGCUGCAGCUGGGAGGAGGCGCGAGAGAUCUUCGAAAACGCUGAGAAAACUAAUGAAUUCUGGGCCAAAUAUGUCGAUGGCGACGCCUGUGAGUCGAUGCCCUGUGCAAACAAAGGACUUUGCAAAGACGGAAUAGGAAGCUACGACUGCUACUGCCAGGCCGGGUAUCAGGGCUUCAACUGUGAAAUCGUUAUUCCAGAGCUCUGUGAGAACAAAAAUGGCGGUUGCGAACACUUCUGCAAUGUGGUCCGAGGAAGCGUUCAGUGCUCCUGCACGGACGGAUAUUUCCUGGCAUCAGAUGACAAAUCCUGCAACUCCAACAAGACCUUCAAAUGUGGCGCCAUCAUUACCGAAAACAUCCGGACUGUGUUCAGGUAUGAGAGGCAAAACACAACAAAGGGGAACGCCACCAUGUCGCCCCCCACAGGCACCAACAUUAACUCCACCGAGCAGAAGGACGUGCCGGACAAUGUUGAUUUCUCAGAGACUUCACGUUUUGAGAACAGCAACAACAGCUUUAUGUCUGGAAACGAGGUUUUCGAGAAAAUUAUCACCAAGCAAAUGGCAGCUAUGACCCGCAUUGUUGGCGGAGAGGACUGUCCUCCAGGAGAAUGCCCAUGGCAGGCUCUCCUGCUGAACGAGGAGGACAGAGGGUUCUGCGGAGGAACCAUCCUCAACGAAUACAUCAUCCUGACCGCCGCCCACUGCAUGAACCAAUCACGAUACAUCUACAUCAAGCUCGGUGAGUUUGAUGUGUUGGUGGAUCAUGGCAAUGAAGUUACCCACCAUGUGGAAACUAUCAUCACCCACAAUAAAUACAAGCCAGACACCUACCACAAUGACAUCGCACUCAUCAAACUAGCCACGCCCAUCAAGUUCACCAGGUUCAUCCUGCCGGCCUGCAUACCUGAGCAAGAUUUUGCUGAAAAGGUCCUGAUGCGACAGCCGGAUGGCAUGGUCAGCGGUUUCGGUCGUCUCGGCGAGGGUCGGCAGCCGUCCACGAUCUUGCAGCGCCUCACCGUCCCCUACGUGGAUCGAUUAACCUGCUUAGAAUCCACCCAACUGCGAAUCUCCGCCCGCAUGUUCUGCGCCGGCUACGACCAAACAGCCAAGGAUGCCUGCCAAGGUGACAGCGGCGGGCCGCACGUCACACGGUACCGCAACACCUAUUUUGUCACCGGCAUUGUGAGCUGGGGCGAAGGCUGUGCACGCAAAGGCAAAUACGGCGUCUACACCCAGGUAUCCAAGUACAUCCGCUGGAUCCGUGAAGGCAUUGAAAGGCUGAUGCCCAAAGAGAAGAGCGGCAACAGAGUGAAGAGGCACCACGGCGCCAUCAAGAGGCUGGUUCUGUAACGCUGCGGAUUUCACUCUUGAUUUCCACUGAGCAGAGCUCGGCCACACUCUGUGCCUCUCAUGUAAUCCUCUAUUUUAUGUUUGAAACUUCUAAACAGGCACAUUUAAGCCACAGAAACUUAUAAUUUGAGAAAAUUUAUUUUUAUUUUAUAGGACAAAACAGAAAUUCUUAAAGAUGCAUUGAUUCAUAUUUUGGUCACUUGGUGGCAACAGAACAAUCUGUA